Messenger RNA from Paramecium sonneborni, 932 nucleotides. NCBI's taxonomy places the organism in Eukaryota, Ciliophora, Oligohymenophorea, Peniculida, Parameciidae. The record is from the annotation of a GenBank genome assembly.
AUCAGCUUGAUAUAAAAAUCUUAGUUUUUAAAAUAAUUUGAUUGAGAUGGGUAUAUGUUAAACAACUCAAAUAAAAAAGGAUGAUAACUUACAGAAUUUGCAAGCACCUAUACUGUACACAAAGAAAUCUCCAUAGUUAGGAAUGCAUAAUGCAUAUAUUGAAAAUCUUCCAUUUAUAGAUGAGUUUAGUCAUGAGUAAGAGUAAUGGAAAGUUAGAAGAGCUUAACAUAGAUAUAAUAAUGAUAUUAUAUAUAAUGGAUAGUGGAUGGGAAAUAAAAGAAAUGGAAUAGGUAGAUUAGAUUGGGGAGGUAGUGUAUUAUUGUAAAAUAGAUGGAAGUUAUUAUGAGGGGAACUGGAAGAAUGAUUAAAUAGAUGGUAAUGGCAGAUUUGUAAGUAAAAAUUUUGUUGUAGAAGGAUAAUGGUAAACAAACAAAUUGAAUGGUUAUGUUAUAUACAAAAUUGAUGAUAUAUAUAAGUAUGAAGGAUAUUGGUAAGAAGAUUGCAAACAAGGAAUAGGAAAAGAAUAGUAUGAUGAUGGCAGUCAUUAUAUUGGCAAUUUCAAUCAAAACGUUAAAUCAGGUAUUGGAAUAUAUAUUUGGAAUGAUGGAACUAAAUAUGAAGGAAUGUUCUAAAUGGAUUUAUUAAAUGGAUAAGGACUAUUAAAAUGGUCUAACGGAAGCUAUUAUUAAGGAGAAUUUCUUAAUAAUUAUUUACAUGGACAAGGAUGCUUCUAAUGGAAUGAUGGAAGAAAAUAUGAAGGAAAUUAUCUCUAUGAUUACAAAAAUGGAUAUGGUAAGUAUUUCUGGGAAAAUGAUCAAAAAUAUGAAGGAUUUUGGAAGAAUGAUAAAUGGAAUGGUCAUGGAAUACUCACCAAAAAUAAUUAAGUCAUUGAAGGUGAAUGGAAUUAAGGUAAAUUGGAAACUAAUAAAUGA